Messenger RNA from Rhizophagus irregularis DAOM 181602=DAOM 197198, 1664 nucleotides. RefSeq lists its product as uncharacterized. The record is from RefSeq and is a predicted model, not a curated record. Lineage: Eukaryota; Fungi; Glomeromycota; Glomeromycetes; Glomerales; Glomeraceae.
CUUUUUCUUUUAUUAAACGGAGAGUAUCUAAAGAAAAAAAAAGGAAAUUUCAAUGAAAAUUUUGUUUUAUUCUAUUCCUCUUCUAAGGAAGGUCUUAUUUAGGAAAGCAACUAAACAAGACCCUAUUAUUGUUAGGAUUGAAUUACUUGAAGAGUUUGAUAACAUUAUGCUCGCCGUAAAUGAAAUAGAAGAAUUUCAUGAUGUUCAAUAUGAAAGCCCAAAAGUAGACUCUUUCUCACAAACAAAAUCAUUUCCUAAUCCUUUCGUUGAAGAGAUUUCUACGCCUAUUAUCAAAUUACCUAAAACGCGAUUUCUUACUUGCGCAGUAAAAAAUUUUAAAUUACAUGGUUACAGUAAUUCAUCCUUGACCGAUAUUGAAUCACACUUGAAUAAUUCUUCUUAUCUUUCCUCAGAAAAUGAAAUAUUUCUUACUAAUACUAUUACUGAUUCACAAGAUCUUGGAGAGAUUUCUUCACCUAUUGUGAAAUUACCUAAAUCAUAUUUUCUUACUUAUGCAAUAAACAACUCCUCUGUCUCUACUAGUAGUAAUUCAACUUUGACUGAUACAAUCUCCAAUCCACAAGAAAUUGAAUUACAGUUGGAUACUACUUCUAUACAAAAUGAAAUAUAUUUGACUAGUUCUGUUAUUGAUUUACAAGAAUUUGAAGUGACUACUCCUAUUGUGAGAUUACCAAAAACACAAUUUUUUACUUAUACAGCUGCCAACUCUUCUGUCAUUGAAACACACACUACACACGCUGAUAACUCAUUUUUAUCUAAUAUAAUCUCUGAACCGCAAGAUCAAUUGAAUGUUUCUUCUUCCAAUUCUCCACGAAAUGAAAUACAAUUGAUUACUACUAUUGAUUCGCAAGACUCGCAAGACUCGCAAGACUUUGAAAAGAUUUCUUCACCUAUUGUGAAAUUACCUAAAACGCGUUUUUCCGCUUGUGCAAUAACCAAUUCUUCAACCUCUGAAACACCUACUAGUAAUUUAUCUUUGGUUGAUAUAAAUUCUGAAACACAAGAUGUUGAUUUACAGUUGAAUGGUUUUUCUUCUAAUUUCCAAAAUGGUACCAAUACUACAGAUAAUUUGCAAGAUGAUGAACUACAAUUAAAAGAUGAUGAACAUUUAACCACUUCUUCAGAUUCUUUUUCGCAAACCAGCGAGGAGCAGACUGUCAAGUCUUCUUUAUAUGAAUCAAUAGUAAAAGAAGAGAAUGUGUUAGAUAAUCACCAGGGAAAAAAUGUAUUGACACCAUAUUUAACGUCAUUAUAUAACCACCAGGUACAUUCUUCUUAUGGAUAUUAUAAUCCCAUUAAUAAUUAUGUUGGAUAUGGCCUAUAUUAUGACAGUUCUUUUGGUGGUUAUUAUCAACCUCAAUAUCAAUCGAUUGAGUCUAAUUAUCCAAUUAAGAAAGGAGAUUGGUUCUGUAAUAAAUGUUUUCAACACAAUUUUGCAAAGAGAAAUAGAUGUUAUUUUUGUCAAGUAGAUAGAAGGGGUAUAGUUAUUAAUGUGAAAUGUGUCGGGUACUAAAUUUAUUAUUCAACGGAUUAUUAAUCAAAUAAUCGAUUUUUGAUAAUAUUAUUACGCAUUUAUUUUGAACAGAUAAUUAAUUUUUAGUGGAUUUUGUAUCUGGGAUUAUGUAUUCAUAUUAUUACUUAGC